Messenger RNA from Pseudomyrmex gracilis, 3789 nucleotides. RefSeq names its product forkhead box protein P1-like. The record is from RefSeq and is a predicted model, not a curated record. Gene Ontology annotation, biological process: circadian rhythm; regulation of DNA-templated transcription. Bases 636 to 2048 code for a protein of 470 amino acids. Gene Ontology annotation, molecular function: DNA-binding transcription factor activity; DNA binding. The transcript has 2 exons. Lineage: Eukaryota; Metazoa; Arthropoda; Insecta; Hymenoptera; Formicidae. Gene Ontology annotation, cellular component: nucleus.
UAUUGAGGCCAAGACAGCGGCACGACAGUCGUCGUUAGAGUAUCGCGCGGCGCGCGGUCAGUCGACAAGUCGGCGUCGUAGUGAGCGGACGUGGUGGUUCUCCUCGUUCUUUGACGCGCGCAGGAACUCGCAUAUACAAUAUACAUACACACACGCGCGCACGCGCGCGCUUUUAACAUAUAUACCGUUCGUAUAUGCGCGUACGUCGGUAGUCUCACGCAGUGCAUCGACGCAUACAGUACGACAACGUCUAUCGGGGGAGAGAGUCGGGAAAUUACAAACGGAGUUCAAGUUCACUUCUUCUGACGAAGUGGCCGAGCCUCUAGUUGAGGAGUCUUUUUUUUUUCUCGGAGUGUCUACUGAGUACUUUCGUCGGAGUGUGCCGGUGAUAUAUUGUACGCGCGCAUCUCGUGUCGAGUCAGUUCCGAGAUUCGUGUUACCGGGACGACUGUUAUAUCGCCGUGACAGUCGUGCGGCGGGGAGGUUCGAUGAACGGAACGUAGCGUUACAAUUUUGAGUAAACUCGCACGUUCCGCCGUUCCUUCGUCGAGUGGAUCAGCAAGGUGGAUUGCUGCUCCUACUUGCGCUUCGGAUCCACGGAAACUUUCAAGAUUGAUGUAUUAAGAAGACAAAGUAUGGUGGCAGAGUUCGUCGUCCAUCGCCAGAGUGGAUCGCCCAUCAAUGGUGAGACCGCGUGUCUGAACGGCAGUGUACCGGCUACGCACACAAUGACGCACGGUGGCGCACACGGUGCGCCUCAUAGCGGACCUCACGACGUUCACAAACCCCUCACGGUGCCCCUCACCCAUCCCGGUCAUCACGGUGGACCGCCGGCUGUGAUUCAGCAGCAGCAUCAGCACCAGGCGCAGCAGCAGCAGCAACAACCGCCGCCGCCUCAGCAGCCGCCGCACCAUCAUCAUCACCAUCAGGCGCAGCAGCAGCAGCAGCAGCAACAGCAGCAGCAGCAACAGCAACAACAACAGCAGCAGCAUCACCAUCACGACGGACCGCAGGUGACAACGCAUCCGGACAACCUGCAGCCCAACUUCGAGAUUCGCAAGGAGUUGUUCUCGCAGCGCAAGCAGCGCGAAUUCAUCCCCGAUAACAAGAAGGACGAUAGUUACUGGGAUCGUCGUCGGCGCAACAACGAGGCGGCCAAGCGAUCGCGCGAGAAGCGUCGUUUCAACGACAUGGUGCUCGAGCAGCGCGUGAUGGAGCUCAGCAAGGAGAAUCACAUACUCAAGGCGCAACUGGACGCGAUACGCGACAAAUUCGGCAUUUGCGGGGAGACGAUCAUCAACACGGAGCACGUGCUAGCGGCAAUGCCGACCGAGCCGAUCGUGAAGCGUGCCAAACUGCCGGCGUCCGCGCUUCUGUACGCGCGCACGCCGAGUCCGGUGCAUACUUCGGUGAUACACCAGCCGGUGAACGGCGCGCGGUCGCCGCGCUCACCGGCCUCGCAGCUCUACGUACCCGAGACCACCGCCUCUACAUAUCCGGAGACCGAGAGCUUCCAAUAUCCGUACUCGCAUCAUCCGGCGAUGCAUCAUCUCGACACGACGAGCGCGCUCAAUUUGUCGUCGCGCGCACGCCGCGCCCAGUCGCCAUUCGAGCUGUCGUCCGGCAGCGGCGACGAGGCCGGUUCGCAGAUAGUCGUCACCUCCCAGAACAACGCGGCUUCGAACAACAGUCUGCCGCACAAGCUCAGGCACAAGUCGCGCAUCGGCGACAAAGACGCGGCGAGCGCGUUGCUCGCGCUUCAGGGUAUCAAACAGGAGCCCGGACCGAGAGCGUCGCCGCCCUGGGACAACGGAGAGGGUUCCAGCGACGAGCGCGAUUCCGGUAUUUCGUUGGGCGUCGAGUGGACCGGGCCGUCGGUUCCGACAAUAGCGGAGAGCGGUCGCGAUAUGAAGCUGAAACUGGACCGUUUGGCAUCCGAGGUUGCGUAUCUGCGCGAGUCGAUGUUACGCGCGCAACCGGCAGUCGCCGCUGCGACAGCGGACAGUCUGGUGACGGGAUGCUCUGUCGCGACUGCCAGCGGACCGUGAAGGACGCUGCGAUUCUUCCUUGGCUUGACGCCGGAAUUCUUGGAAACAGAACGUGAAGAUGUGUCGUCGGGACGUCGUCAUUGUUGUUGUUGUUGUCUUGAGAACGCGAGGGGAGCUUGAUAGCGUGUCGCGUUUGAAAUCACUUGCGAGGAAUUUUGUUGAAAGAAUUGCGUUAGUUAUUUAAAGAGGAAGAGCUUUUCGUUUCGGAUGCGAUACGAGCAGAUAGGUGGUUGUCGCCACAUCUUCAGAGAUAUCUCAAAUAUUAAACGUAGCCAUAUUAGAAGUACGUGAAGUUUAGAUUAAAUCUUGAUCGUGUUUAUUAUACUUCGAAAAAACUUGUUUUAGGAUUUGAUUGUAUGUACAUCAGAUUAUAUAUAUAGAGUUCAUAUACACACAAAAUAUAUAUAUAAUUAAUUUAUAUUUUAAUAUAAUAUAUGUGUAUAUAAUUUAACAUAUCUUUAUGACAUUGAUUAGGAGAGUUCAGUCAAUUGUAAUUGGGUGUAAAAUUUUAUUAAAUAUUUCGAAUCAUUGCAACUUCGCCGAGAUUUUCAACCGCGCUACCGAUCUGCUCUAUCGUAUCGGUACAAGUUGUUCUGAAGCCGACGAUGACCGAAGGAUGUACACGAAAGGACGUACUCGUCUCGCGCUACGCGUCUCUCGCCUGCGAAACUUUGAUCCUUCGAUCUGUAGAUCCGUGAACAAUCUUUUUCUCCGUGUUGAAAAACAAAACUUCUAAUUUAUUGCGUACAGCAAAGUAACGUGAAAAAAAAAAAAAAAAAACAAUAUGAACACUUAUCGGAAUUUGUUUCGAACAUAAAAAAAACAAAGUAACUACCGAUCGAAGAGUUGAAGGGCAUUUUUUUCCGCUCCUUUUCAGUCCCGAAGCGACGUGUAAAGAUAGCAGAGAGUUAAGAGCCAAUGCGUUAAUAAGUGAUAUCCGUAGUGUUGUAAGUUACUACGCUCGUAAGGAAAUUUAGACUAUAAUUGUUCUUUCUAUUAAUUACCGUAAUAUCGUUAACUAGGAGAGUUCGGUCGAUUCGGGCGGUCGUAUCGCGACGAGUCGAACGUUAUCGAGCGUUUAAUUGUUAUGUAAGCCGCGAGUUAUUCACGGAUUGAUAACUGGUCGCGCAACCGGCUAUCUCACUACCAUCAAAUAUUCACGAUAUUUGCAACCUUUACGCCUGUGUAGCAGGGGAUUCUCCUUUCUUCGUCACUGUUCGUCAUCGUCGUCAUUUUUUUUUGUUUUUUGUUUUUCAUUUUCUUUGUGGCAAUCACGCGAAGCAGCGUGUGCGACGUGAACCACGCCGAUCUGGAGCCUUUUAUUUAUUUUCACCAAAAAGACCGAGAGACUCUCGAUGUCGAUUCUCAAUGUCGAUCUUUGUACACGUUCGUACGAUUGAAUCUUGAAAAAAUCAUUUAUCGCAAGCGAACAACACUCACGUCAUCUCGCUUUGAAAUUCGGUUUAUUGGUGCUCCAUUCCAAAAAAUUCGCUUCUUAUUUAUUGCUUCUCACAAUGAAGGCUCCGGAUCGGCUUCCUCCGUCUCUCGGAUCGCUGAGCGCGCUUCUCCCUCGACACUCGCGCCGAAUCUUCGUCGUCGACGUCCGUUUCUCUCACGCGACUUCUGUUGUUUUCCUUUUUUUUGUACUUUUGCUAUCAAAUCGAGUUAAAACGAGUUCUCUACUCAGCGCUCUUGUAUUUGUACAUAUGUAUAUGUUUUAAUGAAAAAAAAGAAAAAAAAA